AUGGCAAGACUGGAUAGUGGUAAUGAAACAUUAUUAUCAGACGAAUCAUCAUGCGAUUUACCCGUCACUCCUUCGAGUAUUAACGGUCUAGAAAAUUCUAUUCUGACACAAAACAAUACGACAACAACAAAUAAAUCGAUAAGUGAAGAAAAUUUAGUUCCACCGAAAAUAACACCUUUUAGUGGAGUUUUAGACAAGGGGAAAGUUGUUGUGCGACCGAUCGCGUUUAAACCCAUCGGUUUAAUGUCAAAUGCAAGAUUUAAUAACGGAAAUGAAAGAUAUGGAUCAACACCGAUUCUUACAAGACCUGGAUCACAGCUUACACUUUACGGAAGUAGUACAGAUUUAAGACAUCAUCAUCACAAUAGUUUUAAUUAUUCAUUAGAUAGAAAAUCUCUAUCGUCAGCAUCAUCACCUCCAUUGGGAAUGGCUUCUUUAUCUUCGUUACCACAAAAAUUACAUACUUAUGAUUCGAUGGAAAGUGUUCGACAUUGUAGUAAAUCACCCGGAUCUUCGUUUUCAAGAAAUAAUAGUCAUUGCAGUCUCCCUACAAAAACGAAAUCGUCAUCAUUUCGUAUGAUAUCAAAUUCAGAGAGUAACAGUAGUUUGCUAGAUUUAACUCCCUCUCCGUCAGACUCAGGAGUUGCGGAAUUAGAAACGGCAUUAAGGGAAAGAGAUUCAGAAUUGGUUUACCUAAGACAGACAAUGGAACACAAUGAGCAAGCCAUAAUUCGGGUUUAUCAAGAAAAAGAAAGAGCUUGGGAAAGGGAUAAGAGAAGGUUAAAAGCCGUACACGAAAAUAGAUUAAGGACUAGCGCUCAAAAAGUAUUAAAAUUGGAACAAAUGCUCAUGAUGCAAACCUAUCAGUUACAACAGGAAAAGAAAAGACUAAGAGAGGAAGCCGAUAGAGCUGCUCGGGAAACGACGGAUUUGCGACAGGAAGUCGAUUUAUUACGUGGAAGAUUAGAAGAAACGGAAUGGGGACUAUGUCAAAAAACGGGGGAAAUGUCUUUGCUCAAAGCACAAUUAAAAGACUCUCAGGGCGAACAAACGUCAAAAGGUCACGAAUUGAUUCAACUCCGGAAUCAAUUGAAAGAUUUAAAAGUCGAAUUUGAUAAAAGAGAAAGUGAAAAAUCCUUGCUUGUCAAAGAAAUUGAAAAAUACGAAAAAGAAAUCGAUAGUCUGAAAAAUGAAAAAAAAAAUUUGAGAGAAGAAUUAGAAAAAGAACGAAUGAAAAAAGAAUUUGAAUCAUCCGAAUCGGAAUCAUUGAAAAACGAAUUGACGACAUUACGUAGGGAAAUAAUUGACGUUUGUCAAGUUUUAAAAGAAGAACAAGAUGAUAAAAUUAAAUUGAUUGAAGAAAUAGAAAAAUUAAAAAAAGAAUUGGAUGUUGAAAAAUGUAAAAAUAAUAAUAAUAAUAAUAUAACUGGUAAAAAAAAACCGGAUGAUAAAAAUAAUAAUAAUAAUAAAUUAUCAGAAAUAGAAAAGCCAAAAAAAAAAAAAAACAGUAUUUUAAAAUUGGAUGAUGAUAAUGAAAUUCAAAUGGAUGAUGUUAAAGAAUUAAAUAAUGAAUUACACAGGUUAAAAAAUCAACUUUUGUCCGAAAGGACAGAUUUCGAACAGGAAAGAAUCACGUGGGCACAAGAAAAAGAAAAAGUAUUAAGGUAUCAAAGGCAAUUACAAUUAAAUUACGUUCAAAUGUUUAGAAGGAGUAGAACCUUAGAAGCAGAAGUUGAAAGUCUUACAAUGGAACUCGAAUUGGAAUCUAAAACAAAAAAUUUUAGAAAUAAUAAUAAAAAUAUAUCAUCAGGAGUUGAAAUGGGUACAAUUGUCGAAUUGUGA
This is a messenger RNA of Pediculus humanus corporis (human body louse), 1842 nucleotides long. RefSeq names its product axoneme-associated protein mst101, putative. The coding region runs from base 1 to 1842 and encodes 613 amino acids. The record is from RefSeq and is a predicted model, not a curated record. The transcript has 5 exons. NCBI's taxonomy places the organism in Eukaryota, Metazoa, Arthropoda, Insecta, Psocodea, Pediculidae.